AUGAAGGUCCUUUUCCUAACCAUAGUGCUAAGCCUGUGCUCUAUCCUCCAAGCUCAGGAGUCAGCAUCUUAUGAAGAAGGAUUUGAGGGUACGUACUUUAUAAAGGCCGUGGUGGCAGACAAGGAAAUCCUAGGGGAGAAGAAGCCUAAGGAUAUUGUCACCUUGAGGAGAACUGACCUUAGUAAUGGUAAUUUGGAGGCCAAAUUUACCAUCAACAUACUUGGAAAGUGCAAAGAGAUUAAAAUGAUAUUAGAGAAAACAGAUGAACCUGGGGUAUUUUCCAUGGGGGACUUCCAGCAAGGAAGUCCCUACAUUCAAGACAGAGCAAGCCCUGUUCUGCAAGUUAUAUUCUUUGUCAAAAUGCAGAAGAGAACCCAGAAAGCCUUUGAGGACUAUAAGAAGUUUGUGAGUCUUAAAGGAUUUAAAGAAGAAAAAAUCCAGAUCCCCAGACAAACUGGAGCAGAUGAUUUUCUUCAACCUCAGAAAUCAAUGCUUUCCAGGAAGCCCAGUCAUAUCCUUAGCGACAAGCUGUUCUUUGUGUUUGCCUGCUGCAUAAUCUUCUCCCUUUAG
Messenger RNA from Dromiciops gliroides (monito del monte), 570 nucleotides. Its product is annotated as late lactation protein B-like. Lineage: Eukaryota; Metazoa; Chordata; Mammalia; Microbiotheria; Microbiotheriidae. The record is from RefSeq and is a predicted model, not a curated record.